Molecule: messenger RNA, 1887 nt
Organism: Carica papaya (papaya)
Lineage: Eukaryota; Viridiplantae; Streptophyta; Magnoliopsida; Brassicales; Caricaceae
Cellular component (GO): cytoplasm
Molecular function (GO): exopolyphosphatase activity
Source: RefSeq, a predicted model, not a curated record
UUCACUCUCGAAUCUCCUUGCACCUCAUUAGACACGGAAGCAAAAUAUUUGCAGAUGAGUAAAAUUAUCUUCAUCCUCUUCAUUUUCUUUCUUUCUUUCUUCAAUGUUUCUCAUGGAUUCUUCUUCUUUAUCUACCUUUGGUUCUCUCUAUACUGAACUCGUGUCAGUUCGCACCAGAGAACAACAAAGGGAAGAGUCAAAGUGUCUGCUAUGGGAGACUCGUUUUCUUGAAGAUGAUGAUGGCGAUGAAAGGUGGCGACGAGGCGAUUCUGUUUUGGCUUUCGCGAAGGGAACUCAAAUGUCACAUACGCAAACGCCAAAAUAUGGUGGCACGAAAACAGCUUUUGAGUUCUUGUAAUGGCGGGUUCUACGAAGGGUUUCUUGUUGCCGGCUUUCGUCUCUAUUUUUCUAUACGUACCGUCUGCUAGCCAGCGCGCAAAAGCACCUCUUCUUUUCUUGGUGUCUUCUUCUCUCUUUUCUCCCUGAAAUGAGGUCUAACAGAGCGGGCGUUCAGGAACCAUAUAUCCGAGGUCGUUAUGAUCCAUACUUCAAUGGUCUGUUAAGAGUUGACAGUGACCCGAGGAAUCAAGCUUCUUUUUCUGACAUUCACAGAAGUCCUGGAAAUCAGAAUUUUUUUAGGUCGACUUCUGAUAUAAGUGAUACAAGAUUUGCAAAGCUUGAAUUAGCCAUGUCCUCUGAUAUUAUAAUCAGAUCUUAUGAACAUACUUCAUCAGAAGCUUUAUCAAUUGUUACUAAAACAACUCCAUUUACUAGUUCAAAUGUUCAGUCAGAGUCAAGCCUUGAGUUGGGUAAUCCAAGUGAAUCAGUAGACUAUAGUCCCAAGUCUAUGGAAACUGAAGAUAGCCAUACUUCAUCUCUUCUAGUGACACCUUCAUUUGAAAAGUCAUAUAUCUUGAAUAGAAGGAAGCACGAUUUCUCGAGGAUUCCACUCCCGAGGUCAGCAGCAUCAUUUUAUAAUGGGUACUCACCACAAAUGGAAAUUGUGGAAUCAUGUCAAGGCAUCAAAAGACUUAACUUGUAUCUGAAAGCAAGAAGAGACGACCUCCAUGCUGGUGUCCCUGGAAGAUUCUUACAUGCUGUAAUUGGGCAAGAUGGCUCUGAUGUUGGCACUGUUGCUUCAACAAUAAUGUAUUCUUUCUACUUGAGUGAAACUCUUGAGAAUGAUCAUUUGUGCACUGUGCCUGUCAUCAACAUGAGGAGAGCAGACCUGAAUUCCCAUGCUGAGCUAAAAUGGCUCCUGGAUUUUUGUCAAAUCGAUCAGUCAUCCUUAAUCUUUGCAGAUGAAGUUGACCUGUCAUAUUAUGAUAUAUUUGGUGGUCUAAAGCUAGUUCUUCUGAAUGGUGAUAAGCUACCAACCAAACAAGAGGCACUAAAAGAAGCAGUAGUUGAAAUCUUCAAUUGCAGAAAGGAGAACUCUUUAUAUCCUUGGGUUGAGACUAUUACUGAGGGGCAGGAUUGUUCAUGCUCCACGCUUGUUGCUGAGAAGUUUGCCCUGACUUCACCUGAAAUAUUGGCUGGGCAAGGAUUUAGUCGACUUCUGUUAGCUGGCAUCCUCCUAGAUACUGGGAACCUAACAUCCCCUGGUUGUACCUCCAAAGACAAAUAUAUGGCUACAUUGUUGCUCAAUGGUGCUGGCCGUUUUGGUUGUGAUGGUCUUUACGAGAUAUUGAGAUACAAGAUGUUUGAUGUGUCCACUCUUAAAUUAGUGGAUGUCUUGCGGAAGGAUUUCAAGAAGUGGACAAGAGUAGGUCUGGAAAUGCACUAUCCUCUUGUGUUAUUAUUUGAUAAAAACUAGAGCAUCUGACCCAAAUUUCUGUUGCUUCCUCUUACUUUCAAUCUGAAUAUGGAUGUCAGUUAUUGAUUUGA